This is a messenger RNA of Coregonus clupeaformis (lake whitefish), 3044 nucleotides long. RefSeq names its product neuronal acetylcholine receptor subunit alpha-2-like. The transcript is spliced from 8 exons. The coding region runs from base 1 to 1674 and encodes 557 amino acids. Gene Ontology annotation, molecular function: acetylcholine-gated monoatomic cation-selective channel activity; transmembrane signaling receptor activity. Gene Ontology annotation, biological process: regulation of membrane potential; chemical synaptic transmission; nervous system process. The record is from RefSeq and is a predicted model, not a curated record. NCBI's taxonomy places the organism in Eukaryota, Metazoa, Chordata, Actinopteri, Salmoniformes, Salmonidae. Gene Ontology annotation, cellular component: synapse; neuron projection; postsynaptic membrane.
AUGGUUUUGCUCUCUGACCCCUCUGUAGUUUGCUGUCAUGAGAAGACACACUCGCAUGCGGAGGACGAGCUCUUCAAGAAGCUCUUCAUCGGGUACAACAAGUGGUCCAGACCCAUACCCAACAUCUCAGACGUGGUCAUCGUCAAGUUCGGCCUCUCCAUAGCACAGCUCAUUGAUGUGGACGAGAAGAAUCAGAUGAUGACGACCAACGUCUGGCUGAAGCAGGAGUGGAAUGACUACAAACUACGCUGGAGGCCUUCUGACUAUGACAACGUCACCUCCAUCAGAGUCCCGUCAGAACUAAUCUGGGUCCCAGACAUCGUCCUCUACAACAAUGCGGACGGUGAGUUCGCCGUGACCCACAUGACCAAGGCCCACCUGUUUCACAACGGGAAGGUGCGCUGGGUUCCCCCGGCCAUCUAUAAGUCCUCCUGUUCUAUAGACGUCACCUUCUUCCCCUUUGACCAGCAGAACUGUAAGAUGAAGUUUGGCUCCUGGACCUACGAUAAAGCUAAGAUUGACCUGGAACGCAUUGAGAACACUGUGGAUCUGAACAACUACUGGGAGAGUGGGGAGUGGGCCAUCAUCAACGCAGUGGGAACAUACAACACCAAGAAGUACGACUGCUGUCAUGAGAUCUACCCUGAUAUCACAUACUUCUUCAUCAUCAGACGGCUGCCUCUCUUCUACACCAUCAACCUGAUCAUCCCCUGUCUGCUCAUCUCCUGUCUCACCGUCCUAGUCUUCUAUCUCCCUUCAGACUGUGGGGAGAAGAUCACCCUGUGUAUCUCCGUCCUCCUCUCCCUCACCGUCUUCCUGCUCCUCAUCACAGAGAUCAUCCCGUCCACCUCCCUGGUCAUCCCUCUGAUUGGAGAGUACCUCCUCUUCACCAUGAUCUUCGUCACUCUCUCCAUCGUCAUCACUGUGUUUGUCCUCAACGUCCACCACCGCUCCCCGGGGACCCAUAAGAUGCCUCGCUGGGUCCACUCUGUCUUCCUGGACCUGAUCCCCAGGUGGCUGUUCAUGAGGCGGCCGGCGCCGGACGGAAGGAGAUGCAGGUUGUUGUUGCUCCAGCAGGGGGCAGCGGUGGCACGGCGUCAGGGACGGACCAUCACCGCCAGACCACCAGGCCUAGGCCCUCCUCCCUGCCUCAGCACCUCAGCCAGCUGGCUCCGGGACGGAGGGGGGACCAGGGAGGACCCCCGGGGACGGACCCCCUGUUAUGAGGACCUGGAGCUGGGGGCGCUGACCUCCUACUUCUCCUUCCGUCCUCCGUCACCCAGACCUCCGGGCUCCACCCCUCCGCCCCAGCAGAACCAUCCACCCCCAGGGGCAGGGCAGCCCCAGAACCGCCUGGAUGGGGGGGUCGGAGGAGGAGGAGGAGGAGGAGGAGGGGUGAAUAGAAGGGUUAACCCAACCCAGCAACCGGCUAACUUGGUGUCAGAGUCUAGAGGGAUAGAUUUCCCUUUGUCUCCCAGCGUGAUACGGGCUCUGGAGGGGCUGCACUACAUUGCAGACCACCUGAGGGCAGAGGACGCCGACUUUAGUGUGAAGGAAGACUGGAAGUACGUUGCCAUGGUGAUCGACCGUAUCUUCCUGUGGAUGUUUAUCAUCGUGUGUCUCCUAGGAACCAUUGGACUCUUCCUCCCUCCCUGGCUGGCUGGCAUGAUCUAGGACCUGGACUCUUCCUCCCUCCCUGGCUGGCCAUCAUGAUCUAGGACCUGGACUCUUCCUUCCUCCCUGGCUGGCCACCAUGAUCUAGGACCUGGACUCUUCCUUCCUCCCUGGCUGGCCACCAUGAUCUAGGACCUGGACUCUUCCUUCCUCCCUGGCUGGCCAUCAUGAUCUAGGACCUGGACUCUUCCUUCCUCCCUGGCUGGCCACCAUGAUCUAGGACCUGGACUCUUCCUUCCUCCCUGGCUGGCCACCAUGAUCUAGGACCUGGACUCUUCCUCCCUCCCUGGCUGGCCAUCAUGAUCUAGGACCUGGACUCUUCCUCCCUCCCUGGCUGGCUGGCAUGAUCUAGGACCUGGACUCUUCCUCCCUCCCUGGCUGGCCAUCAUGAUCUAGGACCUGGACUCUUCCUCCCUCCCUGGCUGGCCAUCAUGAUCUAGGACCUGGACUCUUCCUCGCUCCCUGGCUGGCCAUCAUGAUCUAGGACCUGGACUCUUCCUCCCUCCCUGGCUGGCUGGCAUGAUCUAGGACCUGGACUCUUCCUCCCUCCCUGGCUGGCCAUCAUGAUCUAGGACCUGGACUCUUCCUCCCUCCCUGGCUGGCUGGCAUGAUCUAGGACCUGGACUCUUCCUCGCUCCCUGGCUGGCCAUCAUGAUCUAGGUCCUGGACCCUUCCUUCCUCCCUAGGGUCUGGGCCUGAGAUCUACCAUGCCUGGCCGGCAUGAUUUAGGACCGGGGGUCUGGCCUGAGAUCUACCAUGCUUGGCACAAGACUGGCAUCAUUUAGGGCCUGUAGACCUAUCCUCUGCCCCCAGAGCAGGCUGGCACAGUGUAACUGGCACUACGACAGUGGUGUGCAGUAACUUGAACCAAUUGGUAUUCAUGCAGAAAAUUAUGAUUUAGGAGGAGAUGAAGAACUGUUAACAAACAUCAUAUCCAAGCAGGCAGAGGACCUUUCUGUUCCACAUAGGAAUAUCCAAGCAGGCAGAGGACCUUUCUGUUCCACAUAGGAAUAUCCAAGCAGGCAGAGGACCUUUCUGUUCCACAUAGGAAUAUCCAAGCAGGCAGAGGACCUUUCUGUUCCACAUAGGAAUAUCCAAGCAGGCAGAGGAUCUUUCUGUUCCACACAGGAAUAAACAGAACUGAGGAGGUAACUAGAUGACUGACUGGCACAACCAAUGUACUGCUUCAUAUUGGAGAAGCAAUGACUUGUGGGUAAAUGCUAUCCAAUAAGGUGACUGUCCGCUUUUCACCUCGAAAGGACAAAUAAGUUGCAUGCUCUACUGGGAGAGGAAAAAUAGUACUUUGAUAAUAUGAACUCUGAAUCAGUUUGCAUUGCAUCUCUCUCUCUCUCUCUCUCUCUCUCUCUCUC